AUGCUAUGGCAAUUUGCCCUAUUUUAUUGUUGUCAGCAGAUUUUCUCGAUUUUCUAUAACUUCUCACCGCCGCUGAGUUGUGCCGAUGCGAAUUUUCAUUUUUCGAAGCCAAAGUGCAAAUUGUCAAAGUGAGUUCUAAACUAGACUCUAGUUUAAAGGUGCUUACAGUACUACCCGAGAUUUUUGGCGCGAAUUUAGAAAAUUCAAAAUUGUAUUGCCACGUGGCAUUUAGGCUUACUGUAGCGACAAAAUUUCUAUGAGCCUUGAAGAAACUUUUUUUCAAAUUAGGUAUGUUCUAAACUAGACUGUAGUUUAAAGGUGCUUACAGUACUACCGAAGAUUUUUGGCGCGAACUUUGAAAAUUCAAAAUUGUAUUGCCACGUGGCAUUUUAGCCUACUGUAGUGACGAUAUCCAAUUUUCAAAAAAAAAAACGAAACUUCGGUGAGCCUUGAAGGAACUUUUUUUCAAAUUAGAUAUGUUCCAAACUAGACUCUAGUUUAAAGGUGCUUACAGUACUACCCGAGGCAUUCAAAAAAUUCAAAAUUGUAUUGCCACGUGGCAUUUUAGCCUACUGUAGUCACGAUGUGGAAUUGGGCAUUGAAGAAAUGUUUUUUUCAAAUUCUUUUCUAAACUAGACUCUAGUUUAAAGGUGCUUACAAUACUACCAAAGAUUUUUGACUUACUGUAGCCACUUGAGAUCUGAACAGAGGUUCGAGCUCUCUUCGAGCGAAGCGAGUGUAGACCGCAAGCUUCCGCGCAGCGGCCUUUGCCACGUCAUAGCCAACCCCUAGUGACCAACAUAAUAUUCAGAACAGAGAUCUGCGAAGAGCUCACCACCAAUUGCUCCCAAAUAACCGUCGGCGAUGCCCCAUUCCACUCAAUGGUCCAAGACUUCAAAAUGUUCUGCGGAUCCGCCGCCUACAAUGCCGCGUGGGUGGCCACAAUUCAAUUCCUCGGCGUUCUCAUCGGCACCGUCACCUACGGUCAUCUCGGCGAUCACUUCGGUCGAAAACCCGUCUCGCUGUUCGGCAUAAGUGUUGGUGUGAUCUUUGGGGUCGCGUCAGGUUUCGCACCAACCUGGCAGCUCUUCGCCGCCUCUCGAUUCAUCUGCGGAACUUCCAUCGCUUGUAUUCUCGUGGUAUUCUAUGCGUAUAUUUUGGAAUUUAUUCUCCCCGAGCAACGGGUCUUCCUACGAUCAUUUUUCAAUUGGGGAUAUGCUCGAGUCAUCUUCACGUUAGUAUGUUUUGUGUGCGGAUAUUGGAGAUCAGCAGCAAUCGCAACAGCAUUACUAGCCUCGCCAAUCAUCCCAAUUCUAUUCUUCCUUCCCGAAUCUCCCAAAUGGUAUACCACAAAGGGAAGACUCGCUGAAGCUGAAAAAGCGGAGAGGCAAAUUGCCAAACUCGCCGGAAUCGCAUACAUCGAAGAGUCCAAGGUUGAUGAAGCCAAAGAUCACAGGGAUACCACAAUUUACACAAUGAAGGAUUUGUUCACCUCAUGGCCAAUCGCUUAUCGAACAAUUGUAGUGGGAGCACUUUGGUUCUCCACAAGCCUGUCGGCUUUUGGUUCGGAUUUGAAUUCGGGGAACUUGGCGGGGAAUUUCUAUUUGAGUCAAUUUGUGUCGGGAGGUGUUACGGCCUUUGCGAAGAUUGUGAGUUACCUGGGGCCUUUCCUCCCCCCCAGGCUGGGGGAGGGAGGGGGGAGAUGCAAAAUCAGAUUUUUUUAAAGUUCGUAUUCAUGCUGGACACGUGGAUCCCCUCCUUCGAUCGUCGCAAGCUUCAUCAAUAUCCGCAAGUGGCAAUGUUGCUAUGCUACAUGACGAUUAUGAUUCUGAUGGUUUUGCCGGAAUCUGAUUGCUCACAUCAGGGAUCGAGAGAUCUAGCGAGUAGGUUACGGGGUAGGGCGGGAAGCACAACGAGACUCCGCAUUUACGCCACCUCAAAAGCUUUGUGAUAAUGCUCUAAACUAGACUCUAGUUUAAAGGUGCUUACAGUGCCACCCGAGAAUUUUGAAAAUUCAAAAAUUUUAUUGCCACGUGGCAUUUUGGCUUACUGUAGUCACAAUGUCCAAUUUUCAAAAAAAAAAAAACAAAAUUUCAGUGAGCCUUGAAUGAACCUUUUUUCAAAUUGUGUUCUAAACUAGACUCUAGUUUAAAGGUGCUUACAGUACUACCAAAGAUUUUCGGCGCGAAUUUUGAAAAUUCAAAAAUUUCAUUGCCACGUGGCGCUUUUUGGCUUACUGUAGCCACGUGGACACACAAUGACGUGAAAAAUAGACCAAAAUUUCAAACGAGAUUCCAUAUUUGCGUCACUCAUAAAAGCCCUGAUGGACCAUUUUUCAAAUAUUUUCAAAACUAGACUCUAGUUUAAAGGUGUUUACAGUACCACCCGAGAAUUUUGGAUUUUUGGCUCACUGUAGCCACGUGGACACACAAUGACGUGAAAAAUAGACCAAAAUUUCAAAUGAGACUCCACAUUUACGUCACUCAUGUUAUUUUCUAAACUAGACUCUAGUUAAAAGGUAGACUGUAGUUUAAGCUAUUAUCGAAAAUCUCAUCGGUACCACGCGCUCCACCGAAAUAAACACGCAACGCAGACCGCGCCGCGCCACAACACACACAAAUAAGGGAGGGAAUUCGAGUCGUUCCCUUAUUUGUGUGUGUUGUGGCGCGACGCGGUCUGCGUUGCGUGUGGAGCGCGUAGUGCCGAUGAGAUUUUCGAUAAUACUAUGGCUAGUGAAAAUCUACAAUACUACAGAAAAAAAAAUAUUUUCAGUCGUGAUUGUGAAUAUAAUUGGUGUGAGUUUCAUCGAACUAACCUGGGAUGCGUGCUAUCUCGUCGCCGUCGAAUGUUUCCCCACAAAAAUCCGAACAAUCGGCAUCGGCACUUGUUCGCUUCUCGCCAGAACCGGCGCCCUUCUCGCCCCACAAAUGGCCUACCUCUCGAACAUCUAUAAACCGGCGCCAUACGCCGUGGUUUGCAGUAUUGGUGUUGUCUCGUUGCUCGUCUCCAUAUUCUUCCUUCCCGAUACGAAAGGAGUGGAUUUGGCGAACUUGGAACCGACGGAUGAGUUGAAGUAUGAUCAUCGGAUGAGUGUUGGUGAGAAUGUGAUUAUUCAAAGGAGAAUGACGGAGGUCUCGCAGAGAAGAGAGACUAAUGUUAGUAAAGCAUAA
This is a messenger RNA of Caenorhabditis angaria, 3170 nucleotides long. Lineage: Eukaryota; Metazoa; Nematoda; Chromadorea; Rhabditida; Rhabditidae. The record is from the annotation of a GenBank genome assembly.